Messenger RNA from Babesia bigemina, 1167 nucleotides. RefSeq lists its product as hypothetical. Lineage: Eukaryota; Apicomplexa; Aconoidasida; Piroplasmida; Babesiidae. The transcript has a single exon. The coding region runs from base 1 to 1167 and encodes 388 amino acids. The record is from RefSeq and is a predicted model, not a curated record.
AUGCCUGCCUACGCGUCGCUGAAGAGAGGCGCGUCUGGAUACGUCGGCGUUGGCUCAAGCAGCCCUGCGGUUUCUGGAACCGACUCUAGGCGUGCUGCGGCCCUCAUAUACGUGGGAUACACGGUGAACGGUUUCGGCUAUUGCUUCUUCGCGACCCUGGUGUUCGAUUCGUUCACGUGGCUACUGGACAGAUCGGAGGCUGCGGGACUAUUCCGGCUCCAUGGCACGCAGCGCCACAUCGUCGAGGCCAUUUCGACCGGAGUCGUGUCGUUCGUGUGGACCCGGUUUCUGACACAGCGUUUCGAUGGCGACGUGUUCAGCCACGUGCUCUACUGGCGUUAUCGGUUGAUAAACACCUGGGAGAUGUUAUCUCGUUCCCUGGGGGGGCUGAGCGCCGGAAUCUUGUUUGGCUUGUUUUACAUGCGGCUGUAUCAUUCGGGGGUUGCCGAACUGAACUCGAGCAGCGAUGGCUUCGCCGUGCCGUCGUUCGCCGACUGCCCCGAUUGCAAAACCUUUUCCGAGAUAAUCGCAAGAAGUUUACCUAAAGCCGCAGAUGGAUUGGGUAUAUUGCGCAGUGUCGUAGUUGCGCACCUUCCAACCACCCUCGCAUCGGUGGACCUGCUGCAACGUAUCACCGCCGCCCUCGCCCGUGUGGCCUGGGUGCUGGAGCAGUUCAUCUUUGAGUUUUGCUUUUGCACGGCCAUGUACUUGGUGCUGUCGGUGACGCUGGUCGCCGAUCACGUGGUGGACUGCUUUGCGUUGUACAUUGUGUACAAGCGUCUGGUGUCCUUUACCGCCAACACUUACCUGCGUGACAUCGGAGGGAGCAUCUGUUUGGACGCCUCCGUCUCCGUGCGGCGAUUCGUGGCAGACCGUAACACUCCGCUGCUGUGUUCUCGCCUGUUGGCCAAUUUCGUGGCUGUAUUCGCCGCGGAGCGUUUCUUCAACCCGAUGCAACGCCUGCGGCACUGCGACUUCGCCGAAAUAUACGGCAACGUGUCCGACUCGAAGAAGCGGGCAAUGUUGCCGAAUGAUGGUGUCACUGAGUACGUCAGCGCAGGCGCGGUGUCGUACUCCGAUGUGGGAUUUACACCGCUCCCGGAUACGUACCUUGGGCGCUGUCUCGAGAGGUUCGCCAUGCGCCCCGCCAAGUGCAAAGAACAGUGA